Dioscorea cayenensis subsp. rotundata (Guinea yam) is the source of this 378-nucleotide messenger RNA. RefSeq names its product receptor-like protein EIX2. Gene Ontology annotation, molecular function: protein binding. The transcript has a single exon. Lineage: Eukaryota; Viridiplantae; Streptophyta; Magnoliopsida; Dioscoreales; Dioscoreaceae. The record is from RefSeq and is a predicted model, not a curated record. The coding region runs from base 1 to 378 and encodes 125 amino acids.
AUGUCUACUUUGAACUUCUUGGGUUAUUUGAAUCUGUCGCACAACAAUUUGUCAGGAAAAAUUCCAUCAAGCACUCAACUUCAGUCUUUCGAUCCAUCAGCCUAUAAUUGGAAUCAUGGUCUCUGUGGAUCACCUCUUCAGAAUUGUGCUAAUGGGACACAUUAUUCCCAAGUCGCAAAUGAGGAAGAAGGAAACGGAGAUUGGACAGAGAUGUUAUGGCUUUACAUAGGUCUUGCAAUGGGAUUCAUAGCUGGCUUCUGGAUGAUCAUCGGUACCAUUAUCAUCAAGCAAACCAUAAGAAAUGCUUAUUUCCGAUCCAUUGACAAAGUGCAUGAUUGGAUAUAUGUGAAGAUGGUUGUGUGCACUCUCGGAGGCUGA